CUUGCAAAGCUGAGCUGCCUCAGAAGGGACCACGCUGCUGGCUCUGAGAGCAGUGACACUGCCCACUCUGCUCCAUCUCUGCUCCAGGGAAACAGCUCCUGCCUUUAUCUGCUCACCUGUGGGUGGGACUUGGGCAGGAAUAUUGGCUUGGGUGCAGGGUGGAGAGCGUGGAAAGGUGGUUUGAAGACAAGGAGCUGCCUGUGGGUGCCAGAGCCUGGCAUCCUGAACACCUGAGCCUGAUAUCCUGAACAUCUGAGCCUGAUAUCCUGAUCACCUGAGCCUGGCAUCCUGAACACCUGAGCCUGGCAUCCUGAACAUCUGAGCCUGACAUCCUGAACACCUGAGCCUGAUAUCCUGAACAUCUGAGCCUGGCAUCCUGAACACCUGAGCCUGAUAUCCUGAUCACCUAAACCUGAUAUCCUGAACACCUGAGCCUGGCAUCCUGAAAAUCUGAGCCUGGCAUCCUGAAAAUCUGAGCCUGGCAUCCUGAACACCUGAGCCUGGCAUCCUGAAAAUCUGAGCCUGGCAUCCUGAACAUCUGAGCCUGGCAUCCUGAACACCUGAGCCUGAUAUCCUGAACAUCUGAGCCUGAUAUCCUGAACAUCUGAACCUGAUAUCCUGAACAUCUGAGCCUGAUAUCCUGAUCACCUAAACCUGACAUCCUGAAAAUCUGAGCCUGGCAUCCUGAUCACCUAAACCUGACAUCCUGAAAAUCUGAGCCUGGCAUCCUGAACACCUAAACCUGACAUUCUGAACACCUGAGCCUGGCAUCCUGAACAUCUGAGCCUGGCAUCCUGAACACCUAAACCUGGCAUCCUGAACACCUAAACCUGAUAUCCUAAUCACCUAAGCCUGGCAUCCUGAAAAUCUGGGCCUGGCAUCCUGAACACCUGAACCUGAUAUCCUGAACACCUGAGCCUGGCAUCCUGAACACCUGAGCCUGGCAUCCUGAGCACCUAAACCUGACAUCCUGAUCAACUAAACCUGACAUCCUGAGCACCUAAACCUGGCAUCCUGAGCACCUAAACCUGACAUCCUGAUCAACUAAACCUGACAUCCUGAACACCUAAACUUGGCAUCCUGAACACCUGAGCCUGGCAUCCUGAACACCUGAGCCUGGCAUCCUGAACACAUAAACCUGGCAUCCUGAACAUCUGAGCCUGACAUCCUGAACACCCAAACCUGGCAUCCUGAACACCCAAACCUGACCUCCUGAACACCCAGCUGAUCUCAGAGGUAGAAGGGGAUCCUACAGCCCCCCACAGCUACCACAGCAACCCUCUGGGACCUCUUGGGAUCGUAAUCCUGGGAAUAAAAACAACAGCAAAUUCAGUAGGACUCUGGACUCUACACCAAAAUAAAAACUACUGCCAAACUUCCAGCUGAUCUCAUUUGGGACUGAGGCUGGGACACUGCUGGAAAAGCAUCAGCAAACUGUGCUGAGCAGCUUCUGGAGGAGCAGAAGAGAUUUUUCCUUGCUGGCCCCACCAUGAUCUCUGGUUGAGGGCUCCUGGCCACGAGUGGAAGAGCAGAAAAACCUUUGCAAGUUCCUGCCCAGGUCUGCCAGACCAAAACCAAAGAAACCUUUUGGAUCAGAGCGAUGUCUGGCCAGGAGCCUGAGGAGUUUGGAGCAGAAAUUGUGUCAGGAAAGUCUGGGAUGGUGGCCGGGCUGCCCCCCUAUGACAUGGAGCAGCAGCUGCUGCCCCGGGAGCCCCGCAGCCCCUGCUGCUGCCUGGCCUGGAGCCUGCUGGUAACAGCCAUCAACUGCCUCCUCUUCCUCCUCCAUCUGCUCCUCAUGCUGCUCAUUUUCACCCUUGUGCUGCUUCCCACCAUCGUGGUGGUUUAUUUUGGCUUCCAGUGCCACUCCCAGGUGCUGCACUCCUCCGCCCGCUACUGCAGGAGCAUCUUGGACGACAACAGCUCCUCUGCCCUCAUCAUCCUGGGCUUUGUCAUCAUGUCCCCGCUGCUGGUGGUGGCCAUGGCCAUCUACUGCAGCCUGGCCCGGCGCCUGCAGCUGCUGCUCUGCUUCCAGCCCCUCAGCCUGGCCCUCUACAAGGGGGGACACUGCUGCCCCCCCAGAGCUGCCCUGUGCUGUGCCAGGGGCUGCAGCCCCCAGCUCAGGGCCUGGGUGUGACCCUGCAGCAGCAGCAGCGUCCCCUCCCCGUGCCCCAUCCUCCUCUGAUUGAUCCCUGCUGGAAAUGAGAAACACAAGUCUGGAUAUUCAGCAAGGUUAAAAUUGGUUUAUUUUAUAUAGACAGAGCAAGCUGGGGAAACGUGAGAGGCACAGCCUGGACUUGGUCUGCAGCUCCUUUUUAUAGUCUGGUUUUCCUUGCAAUAAUCAAUAAUUGUUAUUGUUUUAUUGUCAUAAUUCUGCAAGGUGAGCAGUGGUGGUCAAAGAAACUUCCAAACUUCCCUGGGAAAGCUCUUGGGACAAUGGGUCAUGGAACCAUCUGGCCUUGGGAGAUGAAGAACAGAAGUGGGAAGUCUGGUCUUGACAGAUAGGUUGCAUUUGAUCACACAAAGCAGGAAAUCUGAUUUUGCAGAAACCUUUCAGGCUGUGGAAAAGCUUUUUACAAACUGGUACACACAAUAUUCAUAACAGGGGGAUUUAAACAGAGUGGGUUUAGUCAUAUAUUUCUCUUUAUCUAUGUCCAUGGGUGUUUUUUUUUCCUAAGUAUUCUGGUUUAUACAAACUCCAAAACUUCUAUGAUUAACAUGAAUCUUUUAUCAGUUAUCACAUCCCCAAAAAAAAACUGCAACAGAGUGAAAAUGCAGGUAUGGGGAGGGCAGGGCAGGUCCAUCCUUCCAAAUCCUCUCUGGUGGUGUUUGCUGGUGUUGUUCCUGUCUGAGUGCUGCUGUCCCCUUUGUCCCCAUUCCCACUUUUCUGUAGAAAUAAAGUUUGUGCCCAAUCCCCC
Oenanthe melanoleuca is the source of this 2915-nucleotide messenger RNA. It is a transcript of the gene TMEM278, whose product is annotated as transmembrane protein 88B. Bases 1601 to 2134 code for a protein of 177 amino acids. The record is from RefSeq and is a predicted model, not a curated record. Gene Ontology annotation, cellular component: plasma membrane. NCBI's taxonomy places the organism in Eukaryota, Metazoa, Chordata, Aves, Passeriformes, Muscicapidae. The transcript is spliced from 2 exons. Gene Ontology annotation, molecular function: PDZ domain binding.